AAAAAUUAAAAAAAAAAUAAAAUCUGUACGGCGUUUGAUCGCCGCAAAGCACCCUACACAUACACAACAACCAUUACCGCUGGCGUUUUCUGCAAAAAAAAAACGAACGAAAAUGUCAACCCACAACGACACCAUUUCUUCUUCUUCUUCUUGUGCAACUCCAGGGGGUGAUUUCAGGCUUCGUUGGGAUGUGUUUUUGAGCUUCAGAGGCGAAGACACCCGCCACAACAUCACCAUGAACAUCUACAACUCUCUUCUGAAGCAUGGCGUCCGAGUCUUCUUAGACGACGUCGGUUUAAAUUUCGGGGAUCAAAUCACUCCGAGUCUAUUUAAAGCCAUCGACAACUCGGCCGCUUCAAUCGUCGUUUUCUCGCCCAGAUACGCCGACUCUCACUGGUGUCUGGAGGAGCUGGCUAAGAUUUGGGAGUGCCAAAAAUUGAUCCUUCCUGUUUUCUACCAAGUCAGUCCCUCUGACGUUCGGAGACAGAGGGGACCUUACUUAGAGCAUUUCAGAGUUCAUGAAGAAAAGUUCGGAAACGACAAGGUUUUGACGUGGAAGAAUGCCAUGGAGAAAAUUGGUGGAAUUCGUGGUGUACAUUUGUGGGUUUUCAACAACAGUGAGGAAACUGAAAAGAUUCAAUCCUUAGUCAAAAGGGUCUUGGAGGCGAUAAGCAAUACUCCAAUGGGUGUGGCUCAUCACACUGUUGGACUUGAUUCCCGUAUUGAGAAGUGCAUGGAAUUGUUAGAUGUUAAAUCAAAUGGCAUUCGAGUUCUGGGAUUGAAUGGUAUAGGUGGGGUUGGCAAGACAACCCUUGCAAAGGCUCUCUUUAAUAAACUUGUAGGUCGCUUUGGGUUCCACAGUUUCAUAUCAAAUGUGAGAGAAAAAUCAACUAAGGAAGAUGGUAUUAUAUCUCUUCAAAAUGAGCUUAUUAGUUGUCUUUCCCCUGACAUGGCUCCUGUAACUGAGCAAAAUGCUGGUAUUUCUACAAUCAAAGUCAAAUUAAAUGACAAGCGACUUCUUCUUGUUUUAGAUGAUGUUGACAACGUAAGUCAAGUAAAUGCUCUGAUUGGGAAAAGAGAAUGGUUUUAUGAAGGAAGUCGAAUUAUUAUCACCACAAGAGAUAGAGAAGUCUUUCCCGAUAAUCUUGUGACUGAAUGGUAUGAAGUCACAGAGUUGAAUGAAUCUGAGGCUCUACAACUAUUUAUUUACCAUGCAAUGAAAAUAGAGCCAACAGCUAAAUUUCUUGAUCUAUCCAAGAAAAUUGUGUCUCUUACAGGAUCAUUACCAUUGGCUGUGGAAGUUUUUGGUUCUUUCCUAUUUGAUAAGAGAAGAGUAGAGGAAUGGGAGGAUGCUCUCAACAAACUGAAGAAGAUUCGUCCACGUUCUCUUCAGGGUGUGCUAAAGAUAAGUUAUGAAGGAUUAGAUGAGGAAGAAAAGCGUAUAUUUCUAGACGUUGCAUGUCUAUUUGUUAGAAUGGAAAUGAAGAGAGAAUAUGCGAUUGACAUUUUGAAAGGAUGUGGUUAUGAGGCUGAGUUAGCAAUCACAAACUUCACAGCAAAGUCACUCAUAAAGAUUAAUGAAGAUAACAUUUUGUGCAUGCACGAUCAAAUUAGAGACAUGGGACGACAGAUUGUCAGAGAAGAAAAUGUUGAUGAUCCUUGCAUGCGUAGUAGACUGUGGGAUCGUGAUGAAAUUCUGAAUGUCUUCCACAAUGACAGGGGUAGCGAAUAUAUACAAGGGAUUGUCCUAGACAUCAAACGGAAACAGAGGGUGAAGGAUCCUAGUGGUGCCAGACUAUCUUGGCAAAACCUCCUAAGAAACCCCAAUAUUACUUCUGCCAUUACCUAUUUAACGGAAAGUUACAAAGAAUACCAACAAGAACAAGAAGAGAGAAAGAGAGAGGUUUCAAUUUGCAGUAAACCACUUGGAACAAUGAUCCGUCUUAGAAUGCUUCAAAUAGAUUAUGUCAACAUUGAGGGCAAGUUGAAAAAUCUGCCAGCUGAACUGAAGUGGCUACAGUGGAAAGGGUGUCCUUUGAGAUAUCUUCCUUCUAAUUUUUGUCCUCAGGGACUUGCUGUCCUUGAUCUUUCAGACGAUGGCAAAAUAGAAAGAAUUGGGGAUUGCUUUGGUGACAAGGUGGCUGAGAAAUUGAUGGUAUUAAAUCUUAGUGAUUGCUAUAAACUAGCAGCUCUGCCUAAUUUAUCUGGGAAUCAAGCCUUGAAAAAACUUUUUCUUGAGAAUUGCAAAGGACUGGUUAAGGUCCAUGAAUCUUUAGGCAAUCUGAAUACAUUGCUUCACUUGAAUUUGAGAGGCUGCUCAAAUCUUAUUAAACUUCCUACUGAUGUCUCUGGCCUGAAACGACUUGAGAACCUUAUCCUCUCCGGCUGUUGGAAACUGAAAGAACUGCCAGAAAACAUAGGCAGCAUGAAAUGUUUGAAGGAGCUUCUAGUUGAUGAAACUGCAAUAGAAAACCUUCCCGAAUCUAUUUUCCGCCUUACAAAGCUGGAAAAGCUUAACUUAAAUCGUUGCAGACUUUUGAAAAGACUACCCCAGUGCAUAGGAAAGCUGCAUUCUCUGAAAGAACUCUCCCUUAGUGACACUGGGUUAGAAGAGUUGCCAGAUUCCAUUGGAUCACUGGCAAACCUUGAGAAACUUAGUGUGAUGUGGUGUUCAUCAUUGAAUGUACUUCCUGAAUCCAUUGGAAAUCUCAAGUCUUUAACUGAGUUAUUCAUUUUGGGCAGUCCAAUUAAAGAAAUACCUUUACAUGUUGGUUCAUUGCUAAAUUUGAAGAACUUAUCAGUAGGAAAGGGACAUGCUUUAACCAAAUUGCCUGAUGAGAUUGGAAGAUUAGAUUCUAUCGUUGUGCUUGAGAUAGUUGAGACAUCAAUCAGAGCUCUGCCUGAUCAGAUUGGAGAGCUGAAAUUACUUGAGAAACUUGAGAUGAUGAAAUGUAGAUAUCUCAGAUCAUUACCAGAAUCAAUUGGAAGCCUGAUGAGACUAACUACUUUGGUCUUAUAUGAAGCACAAAUUACUGAGUUGCCGGAAUCAAUUGGGAUGUUGGAAAACCUUAUAAUGCUAAAACUGACCCACUGUAAAGAGCUCUAUAAGCUUCCAGAUUCAAUAGGAAAAUUAAAGUCCUUGCACCGCCUGCUGAUGUUUGAUACUGGGGUGACAGAAUUACCUGAAAGCAUUGGGAUGCUCUCAAGCUUAAUGGCAUUACUUAUGGCAAAGAAGCCUCCUUAUAAUAGUGAGGGUACAGAGGAACCAAUUUCCAAUUCACAAGGGAAAGUUAUGCUCCCAAACUCUUUCUCAAACCUGUCUUUGCUAAAUGAAUUCGAUGCUCGAGGUUGGAAAAUAUGUGGUAAAAUCCAUGAUGAUUUUGAGAAGUUGUCAUCACUAGAAAUUUUGAAGCUUGAUCACAAUCAUUUUUGCAGCCUUCCAUCCAGCCUGAGGGGGCUCUCCAUUCUCAAAGAGCUUUCUUUGCGUGAUUGUAAAAAGCUCAAAUGCCUCCCCCCACUUCCCUCGUGUUUGCUAGAGGUGAAUAUUGCAAACUGUACGGCAUUAGAAUGUAUCUCUGACCUUUCAAACUUGGAGAGCUUAGUGGAACUGAAUGCUACCAAUUGCAUGAAAGUUCAGGAUAUUCCAGGCCUUGAAUGCUUGACGUCCUUGAGAAGGCUAUACUUGAGUUGUUGCAGUUCUUGCCAUUUGGUAAUUAGGAGAAGACUUGCUAAGAACUCAUUGAGGAAAAUACGCAAUCUGAGUAUGCCUGGAAGCAGGAUCCCAGAUUGGCUAUCGCAAGAUGUGAUUAAAGUCUCAGAACACAUAAACCGUGCUAUCAAAGGAGUAGUUAUAGGUGUAGUUGUCUCUCUCAACCAUCAAGUACAAGAUGACUCCAGAGAUCAGCUUCCUGCGAUUGUUGAUAUUCAAGCAAAGAUCCUCAAACUGGAUUUUCCCAUAUUCACUACAGCGUUGAACUUGGUAGGAGUACCAAGUACUGAUGAAGAUCAAGUUCACUUGUGUAGGUAUCCUGUCGAUCAUCCCUUGGUUUCUCAAUUGAAAGAUGGCUAUAACAUACAGGUAACAAAGAGAGAUCCACCACGUACCAAGGGAAUUGAGCUGAAAAAAUCUGGGAUUUAUUUGGUUUACGAAGGUGACGAUGACUACGAGGGAGACGAAGAAUCAUUACCAGGACACCAGCAAUCCAUUUCAGAAAAGUUAGCAAAAUUUUGCAAGAGUUUAGAAGAAGAUGAAUCUGCUUCUGAAUCCAGUGGUGAAGUUACGAGUGAAAUCCAAGAGAUUGAGAGAAGAGAACAAAGAACCUCCUUCUCAGCAUGCAGGGGUUGUUUCUGCUUCUCAUUUCUGUCGGUCAUCUUUGGUUUCGAAAAUUGAAAGAUGGCCAUAACAUAUAGGUAACGAACAGAAAUCCACCAUUUACUAAGGGAAUUGAGCUGAAAAAAUCUGGCAUUUAUUUGGUUUGCAAACGGGACGACGGUUUACUCGAAGCCGUCGAUGACUUGGCUGCUUUGAUCGCCAUUUUCUCGCCCAGAUAGGCCGACUUUCGGGGCUCACUAAGAUUCGGAAGUGCAGGAGACUGAUCCUUUCCGUGCUCUACAGAGUCAGUGCCCCUGACGUACGGUAGCAGAGAGGGCCUUACCGAGAGCAUUUCACAGUUCACAAAGAAAGGUUCGGAAACGACAAGGUUUUGAGGUGGAGGAAUGCCACGGAGAAAACUGGUGGAAUUUCUGGUUGCGAUUUGUGGGUUUUCAAGAACAGUGAGGAAACAGAGAAGAUUCAAUCCUUAGUCAAAAGGGUCUUGAAGGAAUUAAGCAAUACCUCAAUCGGUGUGGCUGCUUACACUGUUGGACUUGAUUCCCGUGUUGAAAAGUGAAUUGGUAGAUGUUAAAUCAAAUGGCAUCCAAGUUCUGAGAUUGUAUGAUAUAGGUGGGGUUGGCAAGACAGCCCCUGCAAAGGCUUUCUUCAAUAAACUUGUAGGUCAAUUUGAGGUCCACAGUUUCAUAUCAAGUGUGAGAGAAAAAUCAACUAAGGGAGAUGGUAUUAUCUCUUCAAAAUGAGCUUUUUAGUUGUCUUUCCCCUGGUACGGCUCCCGUAAGUGAGGUCAAUGCUGGUAUCUCUGCAAUCAAAGUUGGAUUAAAUGACAAGCGACUUCUUCUUGUUUUAGAUGAUGUUGAUAAUGUAAGUCAAGUAAAUGCUCUGACUUUGAAGGAAGUCGAAUUAUUGUCACCACAAGAGAUAGAGAAGUGUUUCCCGAUAAUCUUGUGACUGAAUGAUAUGAAGUCACAGAGUUGGAUGAAUCUCAAUAGAUAAAUUUUCUGAUAUGUCUGAGCAAAUUGUGUCUCUUGCAGGAUCAUUACCAUUGGCUGUAGAAGUCUUUGGUUCUUUCCUAUUUGAUAAGAGAAGAAUAGAGGAAUGGGAGGAUGCUCUUAACAAACUAGAGAAGAGUUGUCCACGUAACCUUCAGAAUGUGCUAAAGAUAAAUUAUGAGGGGUUAGAUCUUUGAUUUAUUUGGUUUACGAAGGUGACGAUGACUAUGAAGGAGAUGAAAAAUCAUUACAAGGAAGCCAGCAAUCCAUUUCAAAAAGAUUAAAAUUUUUUUUCCAGAGUUUAGAAGAAGAUGAAUCUGCUUCUGAAUCCAGUGGUGAAGUUAAAGAGUGAAGUCCAAGAGAUUGAGAGAAGAGAACAAAGAACCUCCUUAGCAGGCAGGUCUUAUUUUGUUUCUGUUUUCAUUAUUUUUCCAUUUAUAUUUAUUUUGAUAGCUUGGUUUUA
This is a messenger RNA of Ziziphus jujuba (common jujube), 5785 nucleotides long. RefSeq names its product disease resistance protein RUN1. Bases 113 to 4390 code for a protein of 1425 amino acids. The record is from RefSeq and is a predicted model, not a curated record. The transcript is spliced from 6 exons. Gene Ontology annotation, biological process: signal transduction; defense response. Gene Ontology annotation, molecular function: ADP binding; protein binding. Lineage: Eukaryota; Viridiplantae; Streptophyta; Magnoliopsida; Rosales; Rhamnaceae.